AAUUUGCAGUGGUCGAACAUCAUGGAUGAAAAUAAUAUAUUUGUUAAUAAACAAAUCGUGUAUCGUCUACGGUAUAUCACACAUUAGGUACUUGUAAUUUGAAAUAACAUGUUGAAAAUAGGACAGAUAGUGGCUGAUGUUAGCCUAAAGACGACCGCUGGUGACUUUGGCGUACACGAGUACUUCGGAGGCAGCUGGGGUUUGUUAGUAUGUUAUGUGGCCGAUUUUUCUGCUGUAUGUACUGAUGAGCUGAGUCGAUUGGUGAAAGACUUUCAUGAAUUUGAAUCUCGAAAUAUAAAAAUAUUGGCGAUGUCUUGUGAUUCUAUUGAUUCUCACAAUAAAUGGAUAGAGGAUAUAAAGAAAGUGAGUGGAAUGAAAUCUGACGAAAAAUUUCCAUUUCCAAUUGUAUCAGAUCGUAAUCGUAUGGUUUCCUUGUACCUGAAUGUAUUAGAUGCAAAAUGCAUCGAUGAGGAUGGCAUACCUUUACCUUGUAGAGCUGCAUUUGUUUUGGCACCUGACAUGACCAUUCAACUCAUACAUUUUUACCCUGAAAACAUUGGACGUAACUUCGAUGAGAUUUUUAGAACCAUUGAUGCUCUACAACUGACUUUCAAAUUCAGCAACGACUUAUUUACUCCUUGCGGUUGGAAACCUGUCACGGAUUGCUUAGUAUCGCCAAAAAUACCUAAAGAUGAAAUUGAAAAAAAAUUCCCUACCGCUACAGUUAUCGAAUUACCAUCAGGAAAAGAUUAUAUGCGCAUCAUUCCAAAAAUAGAGGUUAAUAAAAAAUACGACAAAUAAAGAAUAAUGCAUUUCAACAUUUUGAAAUUACCGGUAUAAUAAAUUGUUCUAUUGGAUUUAUCUAACUAUUCUUUGUUAAAAUUUACUAAUUAUUAAAUUACCUAUUUGUUA
Metopolophium dirhodum (rose-grain aphid) is the source of this 912-nucleotide messenger RNA. RefSeq names its product peroxiredoxin-6-like. The transcript has 6 exons. Gene Ontology annotation, molecular function: peroxiredoxin activity. Gene Ontology annotation, biological process: cell redox homeostasis. The record is from RefSeq and is a predicted model, not a curated record. Gene Ontology annotation, cellular component: cytosol; mitochondrion. Bases 109 to 801 code for a protein of 230 amino acids. NCBI's taxonomy places the organism in Eukaryota, Metazoa, Arthropoda, Insecta, Hemiptera, Aphididae.